This is a messenger RNA of Ectocarpus siliculosus, 1002 nucleotides long. Lineage: Eukaryota; Phaeophyceae; Ectocarpales; Ectocarpaceae. The record is from the annotation of a GenBank genome assembly.
AUGAAAGGCGAGCACGCCGUGAACGUGUUGGACUUGGCCGGGAUGGAGGAUGCCCCGGGGCUGUACGACACAGUGACCCAGCAAUGCCGCGUGGUGUUCACGAACGAGAAACGCCUCGUUUUCACCCAGGCGAACCAUUCGGCGGAGGUCGGCUUGCCGAAGAUGAACUGUCUGGCGUCGCUGCUGACAUGUUUCCAUGACCGCUGGUCGCGCCGGAAAUGGACCUCAUACUACGCGUCCAUCAAGGCGUCUGAGGUCCUCCAGGUCUUCGUGCAGCAGACGCUCACCACCUCCUACCAGACCUCCACCUGUACCUUCACAGACUUCCUUGACGUACUCUGCUGUCCUACGGGAGGCACAUUGAAGUCCGAGAAGGACAUUAACGGCGUCACACAGACGCUCGGAGAUCACGACCCGGGAAGCUGUAUGACGCGCUGGGACAAGACGCGGUUCAUGCGCCACGCCCUGGUCAUUCGCUACCUGGACUGCGCAAGCAAUUCCGUUCAAGAGACAACUCUUAUGGCCCUCGCCUCAACUCCUGCUUCCAAGCUGUACGAGAUGGCCCGCGCCAUCGACACCAACAUUACCAUCAAGGCGAACAACUGGCUUUCGCACAAGAGCCUCCCAAACCCGCUGGCAGCCCAGCCUUUCAGGAACCAGACUCCGCCGCAGGCCCUAAUCAAGCAGAAGCCGUACAAGAUUCUGGUUUUCAUCCUCCUCGUCGUGUCGCUCAUCUUCUUCGCCAUCAACCCCACGGCGGCGGUGUUCAUGCUCAUCGCGGUCUUCGCAGCUGUCUUCGGGGCCUAUUCUGGCAGCAAGUCGCCGGUAAUGAGGGCCCGAAAGUCGGCGGGUUUCGGAAUGUUCGGGAGCGGGUCCAAGACGACGGUCAGCACCAACGCCUUCGGGCUGGCGGUGUACUUGCUUUCGUUCUUCCUCGGGAUCGGCAGCAUAGGCAGUGGGGACCCCUCCGGUACGGGAACCGGGAGCUCAUUCGGAUCUUGA